Molecule: messenger RNA, 3238 nt
Organism: Salvelinus namaycush (lake trout)
Lineage: Eukaryota; Metazoa; Chordata; Actinopteri; Salmoniformes; Salmonidae
Product: major facilitator superfamily domain-containing protein 6-like
Exons: 2
Coding region: 338-2182 (614 amino acids)
Cellular component (GO): membrane
Source: RefSeq, a predicted model, not a curated record
CUGCUUUUUCAACUACAGAGAGGUGAUAUCAGGUGGUAUGCGCUCGUGACAACUGCUAAGAACGAUAUAAGAGACGUUAAAAGUCAGAGACAAAAUCACCGCGCACAAAGAAUAACCAUACGCUAAUUAAAGUACUUUCAAAAAGAAUAAGUUGUGUAAAACAGUUUACCGUAAAAUAUGACGUGGACAUGGACGGAGUGGACAUGCUUCGGUUGAAACAGGUGCAUUGACUAGCCUCAAACACACCAGCUGCGCUGAAAAAUUGAUUCAUCCUUUUGACGUGUGUGUUCUGUAUGAAGAUAGUCUGUGAGACAGCGAGUUCACUUGGCUGGCAGCCAUGAAGAGGAACAAGCAGAUCGACAUUAAGGGUGCUCUAGUCCUCUCCAGCAUCUUCCACUUCCUGUAUUCUUGUGCCAGAGCCUGCAUCCUCCCCUUCCUCACCCUGUACCUCAGAUACCUGGGCCUCACUCCCUCCAUGACGGGCCUUCUCAUGAGCACCAAACAUCUCAUCUCCCUGGUCUGGAGCCCUCUGGCCAGCUUUCUGUCCAAACACUACAACAAGAGGAGGGCAGUGAUUACAGGGUCUCUGGUCUGUUCAGCAGGGGCAGCCCUCAUCGUCCUGCUCAUCCCAUCCACAGGCGUCGAGACGCUGACCAGUCACUGCAACAUCUCUCACCUCAGUGUGAGUCCCACUGAAGAGCUGAGUGACUAUGUGCAUGUUGUUGGCAGUGAAAUGCCUACCACCCACACUACCAUUGUGUCCCAGUCAGCAGCACAUGAAUCUUCACCUACAGAGACAACCAGUGACACUAUGUCUUCCGCUGUUUCAAUGAGCAAAGCCACAACCUACACUCUCCAGCUGCAACAUUCCAACAAUGUGACUACUCUCCAGCUGCAACAUUCCAACAAUGUGACUACUCUCCAGCUGCAACAUUCCAACAAUGUGACUACUCAAUGGUCACAAGUGAAUGUAUCUGUGGCCAACCACAGUAUAGGAGGGGAGAGAAAUGGCUUAGAGUCCCACCAUGGUGCCUCCAACACUUCACCCACAGUGAGGAGGGUUAGCAGGUCAGCAGAAAAGGAGAAGCAGAGGGAGAAGGAUGAGGCCCGCUUAGAGUUCCUGGGAAACCUCAAAGUUAUGGACGUCCAGCACCAGCUCUUCUUCAUGCUCCUCAUCGUGGUGUCGAUAUGGGAGCUGAUGGCCGCCCCUCUGGAAUGGACCGUGGACGAUGGGCUGUAUGAGUAUUUGGAUUUUGUGGAUGCCUCUGAUCGCUAUGGUAGCACAGGAGUGUGGGGGCUGCUUGGGGCAGUGUGUGGGGUGAGUGGUGCAGGACUGCUGGUGAGCCACCUGGACUGCCUCAUUGGCUCACACACACCCAGGAGCGCUGUCCACUUCUACUCCUAUGCAGCUGUGACAACCCUGGCCGUGCCUGUGGUGGCCUUCCUGCCCCUCUACCUAAACAAGAAGCGUAGUCGCUCCACUGGGCUCUUCAAAGCUUUACAGCUGGUGCGAGGGGACCUCCGUGCCCUGCUGUGUGCUGCCACUACCUUCCUAAUGGGGCUGGCGGGGUCUGCGGUGGAUGACUUCCUGCUGUGGCAGAUGCAGGACCAUGGGAGCAGCGAGCUGCACAUGGGACUCUCUUUAGCCGUAGCGUUGCUCUCCCGGGCCGCCUUCCCUCUGCUGAGUGGCCGGGUGUCGAAGCUCCUGAGCCCAGGCAGGGUGCUGCUGGUGGGGACGGCCUGCCUGGCCCUGCAGUGCCUCUACUACUCCUUCCUGUGGGGCCCCUGGGCUGCAAUACCUGUCCAGGUGCUGAGCUGCUUCAGCAGUGGCGCCCUCUGGUGGGCAGUGCAGGUGCAGUGCGAGGACGUGGCCACGCCGGGCACGGAGAGGAGCGUGAGGAGGGUCUACCAGGCCCUCUCUCUGGACCUGGGGGCAGGGCUGGGCAGCAUGGCCGGGGGGUUUGUUGUCCACAGGUUUGGGGUAUCUGUGCUAUUCAGAGGUGUGGCGGUGAUUCUGCUCCUGUGGUGCCUGUUUCUGCCCCUGCUCCAGUGGAAAGCCCCACGCCAACGCAGGAUCAACUACUCCCGCCUCCUCGCUGCUGACACCAGUGAAGUGAGCGAAUCAGAGUCGGAGCAGGAGAGAGACUGGCUGGAGAAAGCCAUGGAGGAUGAUGAGCAAUGAUAACAUGGGCAGGAGGAUAAAUCAUUAGACCUAAGGAACAAUAUGCAACAUAAUGGAAGGAUGACAGUAUCAAUUCUGCUCCUGGAGGAUUCCACCACCACUUACAGACAUGUCACUCUUCAUUUAGUCUGCCUUCUUGCUGCUCCACAAACUGCUAAGUGAAUCUGUCCCUGGCUGGUUUCAUUGAAAAACAAGUAUUGCUUUUUAAUUCUCCAUUACUGCAGCUUUAUUCAUUUAGUGCUAAUGCUCUAGCAUUCCCCACCUGCCCAGAAGGCGUUUAGCAUUCUUCAGUUAAACUAAACACAUGGACUGCAAGCCUCCCUAUUGCACUGGAGGUUGAUCUACUGUGAAUGCAGAAUGAGGAUAAACUGUCAUUUGCAUAAGUUAUCAAGAAACUCUGGAUAGCAAAUAACGGAGAAUUAGGUGUUGGCAGGUGACUGUGCGAGUCCUUAUGAGUGUUACUACAGUCCACGUUAGGCAGCUUUACUGUCUGUAACAUAAGGCCACUUGAGUGCAGGUGUGGUAUUUGAGUGAGACAACUCUGGACUAACAGACUCAUCCUGUAUGUGUGGUUUAGCCUGCUCUCCCAUGACGGAUACUUACUCUCUUGAGUCCACUGUGAAAAUGUUAUGUAUUGUUCAACUGUAGUAGAAAUCACCCCUUGGGUCAAUUUCCUAACUAAACAUUAAGUGCCUCUUGUGUGGGGGAAGUAUUAGAAGCUAUCUGUUGUUGGUUGCUGAACUUGUAGGUUAGAUGGUGUUUGCUAAUCUUGUAUUUCAAAGGAUGUUUGCCAAACUUGCCACAGGUGACAUGGCCCAUUUUGACCUGACUGUUCCUUCAGCAUAUCAGCCAGAGACACUAAUAUAGUUUAGCACCUCUCCCUGAAACCUCUCCCUAAUUUACAAUGCUUGGAGUGGAUAUAACAAUACAUUACAUAGUGGUUGAUAUACAUGUCCAAUGCCUAGUAGUAUAUCAAUAAAAAGAUUAGUAUUAUUGUGCCUUGAAGACAUUCUCAAAUAUUGAUGACUGGCAUUACAAUACAUUUUGUUUAUCUAA